Molecule: messenger RNA, 3273 nt
Organism: Ictalurus punctatus (channel catfish)
Lineage: Eukaryota; Metazoa; Chordata; Actinopteri; Siluriformes; Ictaluridae
Gene: l3mbtl2
Product: L3MBTL histone methyl-lysine binding protein 2
Exons: 18
Coding region: 331-2781 (816 amino acids)
Biological process (GO): regulation of DNA-templated transcription
Cellular component (GO): nucleus
Molecular function (GO): zinc ion binding
Source: RefSeq, a predicted model, not a curated record
CGACAAGCCCCAAAAAAGGCGCAGAAGAAGCGUGUAAGCUUUUGGAGGGUUUAAAUGGUUGAAUGUUAGUUUUUGGUUUGAAAGAUGCAUAAUUAAUAUUUCGAUAAAAAUAUUAAAGCAGUAUUGUUUAUUGAUGAUUUUAUUGCGACUUGUUACACUCCCGCAGUGAAUGUUGUGAACUGCUGUUAUUGAAAUUUGCAGAACAUGUGCUAGUAAACUACACGACUGAAGGCUGUUUAGCAGCACUAAUAUAUACUUUCAGAGGGGAAAGAACUCGAGAGUCUGCAAGAUUCACCCAACUAACGCAUGUAAACAUCUGAAAAUCACAAAAUGCCUAACCUUUGUGUAGCAUAUGGCUGUGGAAAGUCAUACCGGGACAAUGUUAGUAUGUUCAGAUUUCCCAAAGAUCGUGGUGAGUUUCUAAAAUGGGAAAAGCAGGUACAAAGAACUCGCCACAAAUGGGUCGCCAAGACCUUCUCUUUCUUGUGCUCUGAACACUUUAGCAAGGACUGUUUUGAGCCCAGACCCACCACGUUAACCAAGAACAUGGGUGCUAAAGGGCUCAAGCUGAAGGAGGGUGCCAUUCCAACUAUUUUUAUCCGACCACCUUGCACUAAAUGUGGAGGUCAUGGCACCACUUGCACAGCAUGCAGUCCGAAGGGGAAAAAGCAAAGUGUGAGCACAGAGUAUCAGAAGCAGGACUCGGAAGGUUGGCCCACUCUUAAUGCAGACUUGGGUGCUGCAGAAAAACAGAAGGAAACAAAGGAUGAAGAGCACAUUGAACAGCUUCUGUCUGAUGAAGAUGGGCAUAUUAGUCCCACAUUUGCUCCACUCUCUCCUGUGGAAUAUGCUGAUGAACCAGUGGUUUGUGAGAUGUGUGGCAUUUCUGGAACCCGGGGCAGUUUUUACUCCAGAUCCAAGCGCUUCUGCAGUCCAUCCUGCUCCCGUUCCUUCUCCUCCAACUCGAAAAAAUCCUCUAUAAUGGCACGGUUACAGGGAAGGCCUCUUCGGAAAGCUCCUGCACUACAGACCAAUGCUUCCCCUCAUGCAGAAGUUACUGAACGUCAUCAUGGCAGCACCACUAUUAGGAAAGAUGCCUCUUCUGGUUUCAAUUGGGGAUGCUACCUUGAGAAACACGGCUGCCUCGCCGCCCCAGUGUCCUGCUUCAGACAUGUGCCACUCUGUGCUCAGUGGGAGGACAUUGCGGUGGGAUUGCAAGUGGAGGUCCUGAAUACUCGCACUACUUUGCUGACCAAGGUUUACUGGAUUGCCACCGUCAUUCGACUUGCUGGUUACAAGGCCCUGUUACGAUACGUGGGUUUUGAAGAUGAUGAUAGUCCUGAUUUUUGGUGUAACCUGGGUAUCGCUGAUGUCCAUCCUAUUGGCUGGUGUGCAGUGAACAGCAAACUACUCGUUCCCCCUCAGGAGAUCAACAAACAUAUAACUGGCUGGAAAUCAUACUUGAUGCAGAGACUUGUAGGAGCAUCUACAAUACCUGUGGAUUUUCAUGCUAUGAUGGCAGAGAGUAUGAAGUGUCCCUUCAGGCAGGGGGUCCGUGUAGAAGUAGUGGAUCGCUCUCUGGUUAGCCGAACCCGUACAGCAGUGGUAGAUACUGUGAUUGGGGGCCGUCUAAGGCUUAUAUAUGAAGAUGCAGGGCUUGGAGCCUCAGGGGAGGUGCUCUCAGAUUUCUGGUGUCACAUGUUGAGCCCCCUUAUACACCCCAUAAACUGGUCGGUUAGAGUGGGUCAUCUCAUUAAGGAAACAGAUAAGUCUGUUGAUAUGAGCAGUCAUCCAGCAUUCCGUAAGGUUUUGUGUGAUAGUGUGCCAAGUCAGUUCAAAAAGUUAAGGACUGUUUAUAUGGAAGGAGGGUUUUUCAAGGAAGGCAUGAAACUGGAGGCCAUUGAUCCUCUGAACCUGGGGAACAUCUGUGUAGCUUCCGUUCGAAAGGUGCUCUUCGAUGGCUAUCUCAUGGUCGGUAUUGAUGGUGUGGAGAUUGGCGAUGGCUCAGAUUGGUUUUGCUACCAUGUUGGCUCACAUGCCAUCUUACCCACAGGAUAUUGCCAAAGCAAUGACAUACCCCUCACUCUACCCCCUGGAUAUGAUCAGGCAACCUUCACAUGGGCCAAAUAUUUGGAAGAAAUGGGAGCAGAGGCUGCUCCACGCAGACUAUUUAACACAGAUGCUGUAGAGCAUGGCUUUGCCCCAGGCAUGAAGCUGGAGGCAGUGGACCUAAUGGAGCCUCGGUUGGUGUGUGUGGCCACUGUGCAGCGCUGUGUGGGUCGCCUGCUUUUGCUGCACUUUGAUGGUUGGGAGUCAGAGUUUGAUCAGUGGGUGGACUGUGAAUCCCCUGAUAUCUACCCUGUGGGCUGGUGUGAACUUGCUGGAUAUCAGCUUCAGCCCCCCAUUGGCCCAGAACCUCAGGAACGCACAAGCAAAAAAUCAGUGGGUAAAAAGAAGAGAAGAUAUGUAAAGAAAAGGACAAGUGAUGACACAUCAAAACCCUCAGUUCCUCAGCAAGAUGGACAUCUCCAGUCAGACAAUCAGCCUGUAGCUACUCAGCCCCAAGAGCUCCCAACUCUGCCCGCAGACACACCCAUGCAGCCUGUGAACAUGCCAGUCAUAACUCUAAAGACUGAGCUUGAGGAAGAGAUUAUUUCCUUUAAAGUGAAAGUGGAGGAGAUGGAGAUGGAGACCCCUAUCACCCAUGACCUUGAAGGCAAUGAAAGCACUGGAUAUAACACACCUCCACCUUCUUUACUGAAAGAAGAAAUUCCAGAGUGAAUCACUCCAGGUUCACAGAUUACAUCAAAACAGCUAUGUACUGAUGGACAAUAAAUGAACAUUGCUCUCUCUUUCAGCAUCAAAAAGCACCUCAGCUGAUACAAUCCUGAUAAAAAAAGAGCAAAUACUUGGUGGAUUCUGUUAUUUGUGUAUUAUUUCUUUUUUUUUCUUUUUCUUUUUUUUUUAACCUUCACACACUACUGAAGCUUAGUUUCUGUGUCAGUUUGUUAAUACCAAUAAAUGUACACUAAUUUCAUCCAAACAUAACUACGAUGAAUGAACAGGAAUUAAUAAGACACAUGAAAACAGAGGCUUAACUUUACAAGGAAAAACUGAUUAUACUGAAAUAAGACUAUACCAAUAUCGCUGAGUGCUAAACUGUUAACAACUUCUGAGUGUACUUUCUGAAAGACAACAUUUACUACUAGGCAACUUUUAAAGAUAUUUGUGUUUGUAUUGUUUGUUUGUAAAAUAAAGUAAAACAUUGUUAAA